AUGAGACCCUUUGACAGUGGACACGAAGAUUUAAUUCACGAUGUUGCAUACGAUUUUUACGGGAGAUUCGUUGCAACCUGCUCUUCUGAUCAACACAUCAAAGUCUUUAAACUGGAUAAAGAAACUACAAAAUGGGAAUUAAGUGACUCAUGGAAGGCCCACAACAGUAGUAUUGUCUCUAUCGAUUGGGCAAGUCCAGAGUACGGUCGUAUUAUUGCUUCUGCCUCAUAUGAUAAGACAGUAAAAAUAUGGGAAGAGAAUCCUGAUCAAGAAGAAAAUUCAGGUCGCCGUUGGAAUAAACUAUGUACAUUAAAUGAUUCUAAUGGUUCUCUUUAUAGUGUCAAGUUUGCUCCUUCUCAUUUAGGUUUGAGAUUGGCAUGCAUAGGUAACGAUGGCAUUUUAAGAAUAUAUGAUGCUCUGGAACCAUCAGAUUUAAGAUCAUGGACUUUGACUACAGAGAUUAAAACUUUACAAACCCCACCAGCAAAUAACUUGCAAUCCGAUUUUUGUUUAUCUUGGUGUCCUUCCAGAUUUUCUACUGAAAAAUUGGCAGUCUGUGUCCUAGAUCAAGCUCUUAUAUACCAAAGAGGUAAGGACAAUAAAUUUCAAAUUAUAGGAAAAUUAUUAGGACACAAGGGCCUAGUGAGAAGUAUAAGUUGGGCACCAUCCAUUGGUAGAUGGUAUCAAUUAAUUGCUACUGGCUGUAAAGAUGGGAAAGUUCGUAUUUACAAAUUGACUGAACGCUUAGCAAAUGGAGAAUCUGCAUCCGAAUCCAGCAAUAAUAUGUUGGAUGACUUUGCGCAAGAUAAAGAAAGUUUAGAGCCUUCACUUGAGAUCGAACUAUUAAGUGAGCACGAUGAUCACAAAUCAGAGGUAUGGUCAGUUUCUUGGAAUUUAACAGGCACAAUAUUGAGUAGUGCAGGUGAAGAUGGAAAAGUUCGUUUAUGGAAAUCCACAUAUUCUAAUGAAUUCAAGUGUAUGUCAGUAAUCAAUGCUCAACAAUAA
Molecule: messenger RNA, 1005 nt
Organism: Maudiozyma saulgeensis
Lineage: Eukaryota; Fungi; Ascomycota; Saccharomycetes; Saccharomycetales; Saccharomycetaceae
Source: the annotation of a GenBank genome assembly